Drosophila virilis is the source of this 4100-nucleotide messenger RNA. Its product is annotated as C2 domain-containing protein 5. Gene Ontology annotation, molecular function: calcium ion binding; calcium-dependent phospholipid binding. Gene Ontology annotation, cellular component: plasma membrane. Gene Ontology annotation, biological process: positive regulation of D-glucose transmembrane transport; intracellular protein transmembrane transport; positive regulation of protein targeting to membrane. Lineage: Eukaryota; Metazoa; Arthropoda; Insecta; Diptera; Drosophilidae. The record is from RefSeq and is a predicted model, not a curated record.
GACAUCUCUAGAAAAAAUGAAAAACAUUACUUAAACUAAUAAAAUACAACGUGCAAAUUGACAUAUUGAGCAGAAAACUGCGCGAAAAGGUCACACACUGUGUGCUGGUUGUGCGGGGCAGUCUACGAGCUUUUUGAGUUGCGUCAGCAGGCAAUAAAAUGCCAGGCAAGGUGGGCGUCAAAAUAAAGGCUGCGCGUAAUCUGCCAGUGAUGGACAAGAGCAGCGAGACAACCGACGCAUUUGUGGAAAUUAAGCUGGCUAAUAAGGAGCACAAAACCGAGGUAUUCCGGAAAAGUCUUAAUCCGACAUGGAACACCGAUUGGUUUCGCUUUGAGGUCGAUGACGCAGAGCUGCAGGACGAGCCACUGCAAAUACGUCUUAUGGAUUAUGACACCUAUUCGGCAAAUGAUGCGAUUGGCAAGGUUAACAUAAGUUUGAAUCCGCUGUGCCUGGAGAGCUCUAGUCAAUCCGGCCAUGGCAAGGGCACCGUGCUCUCUGGCUGGAUACCCGUCUUCGACACAAUGCAUGGCAUACGUGGUGAAAUAAACGUUAUUGUCAAAGUAGAUUUGUUCUCCGAUGUCAACAAGUUUCGACAGAGCUCGUGUGGCAUUCCCUUCUUCCACUCACAAUGUGUUCCGUUUGGAUUUCGGGCGCAGGUCAUACAUGGCUUUGUCGAGGAACUGGUCGUCAAUGAUGAUCCGGAAUAUCAAUGGAUUGACAAGAUACGUACACCGCGCGCUUCCAACGAGGCACGUCAGGUUGUCUUUCUCAAACUGUCCGGGCAGGUGCAACGAAAGAUGGGGUUGAAGGCCAUUAAUAUGGGCGCUAAUGCUGUCAUCGGUUAUACGCAAUGCUUUGACCUGGAGGGCGAUGUGGGCGUUGUCGCACGUGGCGUCGGCACAGCUGUAACACUGAUAAAGGACACCAGUAGUAGCCAGCCAAACAGCGCGGAUGUACCACUCAUCGAAGAGUCCAGCAGCGAUCUCCAGCAGCUUCAGCAGCAGCAGCAACAGUCGCCGGCACAGGCCGUGCUCAUUCCCACAACCAUUACGACAAUCGAGAGUAAUGCGAGUGGGAAAAGGUUUGCAUCGCCGGUUAGCAGCAAUCGCAUGAAGCUAACGCCCAGUCCAUCCAAGAGCGGAAUUUCGGGUGGUGGGAAUGCAGACAGCGCAUCUACAUCAACCACCUCAACAGCUACAACAAUGGUGCAGACCAAAGAGCUGGGUGAGAUAUGUCGUCGCUCAUCCGACUCCGACCUGAGCGUAACCCCAAAAGGCAACUCCAUUUGCGUGGCAAGCGAGCGUUUGGUUGCGGCCACGGCCAUGAUGCGCCUAACCACACCCACAGUGGGCAGCAAGGCAACGGAUAGUAUAGAUAUGCUGGAAUACCCUUUCCUAACAAUGACCAAAUAUCCAACUGGCUUUAUACUGCACCUGGGCGCAACUGUAGCGGCCAGGUCGGUGAAACUCCUAGAACGAGUGCCCAAUCCUGAUGAGCCUGAAGUACGGGACAGCUGGUGGACUGAGCUCCGCAUGGAAAUUCGGUCUCAUGCCCGUUCUUUGGGAUGUAACGUGGUGCUAGGUUACAUGGAGUCAACAACAAUAUCUGAAGAUGUGUGCGUUUUGUCUGCCACAGGCACCGCAGCAGUCAUCAACAUGGUCUUUAAACGGUCCGUUUCGCAAACUGAUAUUUUUGCCAUAUCCAAGGCAAGCAACAAUGUGGCUGCGAUGUCCAAUUCGCUGGAGGAGCGCGAAGCAAACGGCAGCGUUAGUGAGGCAGCAGCCUCUAGCAAGGACGGCAGUUCAUUAGCUACAGCUAAUGGCUCGGGUUCGGCAAGCAAGCGGUAUGGCUUGCCAGCUCCUAAUGCACCACGCAAAACGUGUGCGAUCUGCCAUGUGCCAUACAACCUGAGCUCGGUGAAGAUGAAGAAGUGCGCCAUUUGCCGCAAGGGUCGGGUGCCAGAUGUACUGCUGGCCACGCUGGAGGUUCCAGAGUUCAUGCAGGUUACUGGACGCGGCUGCUUCAUGCAAGCGCAAGUUGUCCGCGCUAAGCGGGAUCUGCGUGCCGAACUGAAUGCCAAAGAUAUUUCCGAUGGAUUGCCCUUUUUAGAAUACGAGCUGCACCGUGUGCUGAUUAAUAAGCUGAAGGCCAAGGGCAUGAAUGCCAUUUUUGGACUGCGCACCCAGGUCGCCAUUGGCGAGCGCAUGAUAGCGCUAAUUGCCACGGGUACAGCUCUUUUUCUGACUGCGCUCCCCGUGCCGCUGGUGCCUAAAAUUGUGGCAGGCAACUCUUGGACGGACAAACAAAAACUCAACGAACUACAGAAAAAGUUGCAGGAGACAUUUGAGCGCAACCAAGAGAUUUAUCAGUUAAAAAGCAUGGAUCCUGACAUAGUCAGCGCUAGUGGUGCCGCGGGAGACAAGCAUUCGGAUAGUGAUGAUUCGGAUGAUGAGGAAAUGAAUGAAAUCGAUUUGAACUGCGGAAACAAAGAGAUGUGUGUGCUAGAAGUUGAUGAUAUUGAGGAUUUGGAAAUUAUAUCGCUGCUCAUGGAACCAUAUCCACCUGAGGGCUUUCAUGUCGUAAACACGCAACAGGUGCCAGGUAUGCUGGAGCUGGAUGGUGUUAAGAAUCUUCAAAUGUUUACCCAAGUGUGGCGUGCUCGCCUCGAGGUGGGCCAAAGCGUAAAUGGAUUCCCUAAACACUUUCAGCGUCUUCUACAGACCAUCUAUUUUAAGCUGCGCACAAUGAUACCCUGUGCAAUUUGUGAUCUGCGUUUUAGAUUGGAUUUGCCUGAAACAGACCAAAUCCAAUUACUUGUAACUGGCAUGGCCAUGGGCCUGAGUGAUGCCAACAAAAUGAAAUAUCGACGCCGGGGAGCGCCGGUGGCACAGCUCCAGAAUGGCUUCAAUGAUGCGGCAACGCAGCCAGUAGCCGUUGUCCAUGAAACCCAAUCGCAGCCUGAACUAAAUGGCAAGCGAAUGCUACAAGAAGAGGAUUACAUUUUUCCGCUGGAUGAAGAUCAAAUGGUCGAUACUCCCACACCGACCAGCUCAGCAAUACCUCCGUUCGGCAUGAGUUCUUUCAAAGUGCGAAAGACUUCGCCAUCGCGAUUAAAUAAUUUAGCGACAGCUUUACCGCCAGCCAAGCCGCUCAACAUGACACCAGCGGCGCGCAAUCGCUAUUUCCCGCUACGCGAUCGCCAUGGAGUGGACUUAACCCCACUUAGCUUCAUACCAGGUGGACGGAUUGAAAAGUAUUUGGGCAAUCUGAACUUCUUCUUCAUUAGGGAGAGUACCUCCAUACGCGAAUACGGUGGCAUUAGCGGAUUCGUGCAUGGCUUCAUCACUGAGCUGCUGGCCGUGGUGCGCGCCCAUAUUGCUUCCCUAGGAGGUAAUGCGAUGGUCUCCUUUUAUUUGACCGAACUGAUGUUAUUUGAUAAUCAGCACAAAAAUCAGGGUCAAUGCCUGAUUAGCAUCGGUGGCGAUGCGGUCUAUGUCAGCUACUAUGCCGAUGACUGAUAUACACGUUUGCGGGGCAUAUAGCGCCUGUUUUACGCGAAUCGCCCCAAAAGUCUCUACUACUAAAACUCUCUUUUGUUGUCUCUCUCUAUGGAUGCUAACUCCAUAUCAACCCUCUGGCUCAGCGCGAUAUGACUUGCCCUGUUGACAGGCCCAACAUAUGAACAUGCUUGUUGACUUAAAUAUGUAAUACAUAUAUAGAGUAAUCGGUAUUUACUAUAACGACUAUAUAUAGUUGAAAUCAAUAUGCAAUAUUGGAACUGUGACUUGACUUUCGACAUGUAGAAUGAAUUUUUCUUGUCUUGUUAUUUGUUUGCUUACUGUUUAAAGCUUAGCUCCUUGCAAUUAUCAUAACCAUACUUUGUACAUAGUCGAGAUGUUUAUUGAAUUUAAAUUUUGAUAGAUAAUUUUUUUUCUUUUAUUUUUGUUGUGAGCAAAUAGCUCUAAGCAAUACAUUAUACACAAAAAGUGUAAUCAAUUUUGGCAACACAGAAUUGAACCACCAACUUAUGUAACAUAUAUCUAUAUAAAUAAUACUAAAUAAUAUGCAAUAUUUGAAAUUAGAAUCCGAAAAAUGUGUAA